UUAUCGUUUCCGUUAAAUAUAUAUAUAUACGUAUCGCGAUUAAAUAUGUGAAUUUUAUUUUAACAGUAACGGUAUCGAUCCUGCAUGUGCUAUCACGAUACUCUUUUUUUUUUUUCACGACAAGGACAGGCAGAAGAAAAAUUGCUUUUACAACCGGCUUGUGAGAUGCAGACCGUGCGUACGUUAGACGAUUGAUAAGAUUGAUCCAAAACAACGCGUCGGUAGCGACAGUUCAAAAACUGUUUGAACAACAAUGAAGUCAUCGAUGUUCGAAAAUGACUAACUCUGGGGGCGAGAUGUCACGCUAAACACUACGUGUAAUAAUGAGUCUACGUGGGAUCAAUAUACACACACAUACAUCAUUCACGUUCGGAUAAACUUGCGUAAGCUGCGCCGGCGCGUUUUGUUCGCCACAAGGUUCGAGGUUGAGUCUCCGCUCGUACGCUCGUGAUGGUGCUGUUUCCUCUUCUCCGCUCAGUCGCUGUCAGUCGUUAGACGCGUUGCGCCACUGACUCCUCUAACAUCUGUGAAACCGGGACAAACGAAUUUGAGCUUUGAUGUUGUCAUAUGUUAACACGGCGAUUCAAUAGAAACAUGCGAUUUGUUCUUGAACAUUCGUGUGUGUGAUAAUAUCUGAUAACCCGCCGAAUCUGUGUAGUAACGCAAGACGGAUAUAUACGCGAAAAGCCGAGAUCGGUGCUGACACGCAUCGUUACAUCACGUGCAAUUAUUUAUUGUUGUACUGGUCGCUUGCAGUGACGAUGCCCGCGCAACUCAGCAAGUUUGCGAUCGACACGAGCUGCAUGGACUAUGUUCACCCGUGGACAACUUCGUGCAUCAGUUCGAACACGGGUCUCGGUUUACACUCGUUGCAAGAAUCUCUCCGAAUAUACACGACUGUUUACAUAAUUGCUUUUUUAAUGAGAAAAAAAAUACCAUCAAAGGAAGAUAUCAUAAAAACUGCGUUAGGCAUUCUCCAAUCUACAGCAUUUCUCUCAUGGAGCGGUUUUUCUUACGCAAUGUUUAUUUGUCUAUUAAGACGGAUUUUCGGAUGUUUUUAUCUCCCAACUAUAUCUUUUUUACCAGCCUUCUUAUCUAGCUUUACUGCUAUUCUGAUAGAGAGAACCUCUAGACGAACAUUGUUGUGUCUCUAUGUGUCGAACAUUGCAACGGAAACGUUGUUUAGAAUGGGCGUGUGGCGAGGAUAUUUCUCGCCCAUUCCGAAAGGAGAGGUAUAUAUCUUCGCUGUAAGCGUAGCUGUAUUACUGUACUUCUUCCGAUCAAAAGUUAAUAAACAGGAUCAAAUAUACAAAAUACUUAGGAUAAUUGCUGGCAAACACGAAGAAUCGGAAUACCUCAUAAACAGAAACUCGCGUCCUGAAACAACAUCGGAUAACGAAACUGUUGACAGAAUACCAGAAAGUGGAAAAAGUUUACGGAAUAAUUCACGAAAACCCAGAACUAAUAUUGUUCGGACAUCGUUUGAGACGUACAAAUACAUCAUUAACAUUAUAAAAGCACAAAGUAAGCACGCCUCGUGUCCACAUCCUUACAGCUGUAUACAUUACGUCUUGAUGGAUAGCGCAAAACUCUUCGGUUACGGUGUUUGCGGACAAUUAGCACUUAACUCAAUCUUACAAUUUAAAAGAUUGCUUCAGAAGCCAAAAUUAUUAAAGUCCAUCGUCUUUCGAAAACAAAACUUAAAUCUAGCUGUAUUUGUUGGAGGAUUCACCGGUCUUUAUAGGUUAGCGUCGUGCUUGCUGAGGAGAACUUUCAACAAAGAUUCGCACACUUACGCUAUUCCCGCUGGACUUAUCGCGAGUACGGCGUUUAUGGCGUUUCCCAACAAUACUAUAACUUUGUAUUUUAUGUGGAAGGCAUUACAGCUAUUGUGGAAUGACGCAGUAGAAAAGAAAAAAUUACCUGAAGUAAAAUGGUUUGUUAUUUUCUUAUAUUGUUUAAGUACAUCUAUUCUUUUCCACGCAGCCAUAAUGGAACCGCAAAACUUAAGAUCGUCCUACUGGAGAUUUCUUUACAACAUGUCUGGUGGAAGAAUAGCAAUAAUGAGACGGGAACCUUUGGAUUUCUUUGGCUUGGAAACUAGCAAACAUUUGCAAGAAGUGCUCAGGAAGACAAAGACCACAGAUAAACUUACUUUUUCUUUCUGAACUAAAAGUGCUAAAGUACAAGUGUUCCACAACGACAGAACGUACCUUAUCUUGUUUUAUUUUCAAAAACGUAUCCUGCAGAACCAAAGACUGCAAGCAGAGAUGUACUAUAUAUACGUGUUUUUGAUACACAUUAACUAAUAUUUAAAAAAUAUAAACUAAGAGUUUUAAACAUUAUAUAUAC
Messenger RNA from Pseudomyrmex gracilis, 2352 nucleotides. RefSeq names its product transmembrane protein 135-like. The record is from RefSeq and is a predicted model, not a curated record. The coding region runs from base 762 to 2168 and encodes 468 amino acids. Lineage: Eukaryota; Metazoa; Arthropoda; Insecta; Hymenoptera; Formicidae. The transcript is spliced from 10 exons.